Molecule: messenger RNA, 3083 nt
Organism: Siniperca chuatsi (mandarin fish)
Lineage: Eukaryota; Metazoa; Chordata; Actinopteri; Centrarchiformes; Sinipercidae
Gene: pth4
Product: parathyroid hormone 4
Exons: 3
Coding region: 40-435 (131 amino acids)
Biological process (GO): adenylate cyclase-activating G protein-coupled receptor signaling pathway; bone mineralization; regulation of chondrocyte differentiation
Cellular component (GO): extracellular region
Molecular function (GO): hormone activity; peptide hormone receptor binding
Source: RefSeq, a predicted model, not a curated record
AAGGUCUGGAGGUCGAACCUGAAGUCAGUUUAGUGUCUGAUGAUUAGAGGAGCUGCUGUCACCAACAGGGACAAUAAGAUGCAGAUGUCCCACAGGCCUGUGCAGUGGCUCGCUGUCAUGCUUCUUGUCAUCUUUACAACCACCCAGUGUCAACAGAACGAGAGUCGCCGAGCUGUGACCGAACACCAGCUGAUGCACGACCGCGGCCGAAACAUCCAGAGUCUCAAGAGACUCAUCUGGCUGUCCAGCGCCAUCGAGGGUCUCCACACUGCCCAGACUCGGUCUGCUGCUUUCAACCCCACAAAGGCCCUGAACCUGGCUCUGAAUCCAGCGCUGGUCCCUGGUGCUGGGAGCUCCCAGCCCACCCAGGUGCAGAGCCUCCUGAGAGACUUCUUUAAUCCCUAUCUGACUCAACUGCCCGACAAAGAGCCCUAACACCACACGGAUGCACAAACAAGAAGCUACUGUACACAUUCAUCAAAAACAAUUAUUUGUGUUCAUCAUUUUAACAAUAAAACCCCUAAAAGCACAACGACAAGAACAUCUAUAGUGCCAAGACACCCAUUCAGCUGCCAACGUGUGCAAAUGUUUCCAAGAGUUUAAAAGCAGAUUCAAAUUUUAGUUGUGAAUUCUUUGAGUUUGAGCUGCCGGGAGGUAGUUUAGCAGUGGGCAGAGCCAUAGAAACACUGUCUUAAUGUAUGAUCACAUUCUACAUCGAGGGCUGGGCGAUACAACCAAAAAAUAAAAAAAUGUUCAAGCAUGAGACGAUUCGCAAUUUUAAUCUUCUUUUUUUUUAAACUAAAACACGAUGAAACAUCAUAUUUUGAGGCCUAUAUGUGCAGAACAGAGCUAGAAUAAUAAAAGACCAGCUAGACUAGCAGCUAGCUAAUGUUAGCUAACAGGUCAGGGGCAGAGUGAAAAGAAGUACAAUCUACACGUCUCGUGACCAGAGAUGAUGCCUCGUCAACAAACAGAAAACUCAGAUCAGUGUGUAGAAUAAUUUUUCAGUGUGUCCCUCUAGCAGAUUGGAUCGUUGUAUUACAAUUUCCAUUUCAUCGCCCAGCCACACUACUAUCAUACUCACAUUUGCUCCAUCUCAUUCUGUGCAGUUGAAGACAAAUUCAAGCAUGCGUUUCCUGUUUCAGUGCGAUCUCCUCCACCACACUGGCAGUCCAAAGUUCAACUUUGACCUGCAAAUUCAGCCAACUGAUGCACUGUGUUUGCAAAUGGAGAAGUCAUAAUUUUAGCACUUUGUUAUCACACUACCAGACUACAAACUGCAGCAUCACUUUCAUUCACAGUUUACAGUCUGUGAUCGCUCUGCUCAACAUUUCUUUAUUACCCACAUCAGACCUGUGACCUCACAGUUUUGUUGGACAGAGGGCUAAUGUGAAUGUAACGUUAGUGACAUGAAAGAAAGGGUAACGGCUCAUACACACAGACUGCAUCUCUUUGUUUAAACCUGUCUCCUAAAAAUUACGUAUAUAUACUUUUAAUUUGCAUCAUCAGACCCAUGCGUCUGGAGAGAAUCGUAAUGCCCCUGAAUUACAUUUUUUUUAUCAGCAGAAUAAUUUGCAAAACACCACAUUUCAUUUGUUUUCCUAAAAUCCAAUAUUCUAUACAAUAUUGCAAUAGGCUACUAUAGCCACUAAAAAAUUAUUCACUUUUUUUCUGGUUAUGUUGAGGCACUCACAGCUGUUGUUAAAUAUUAAAAAAGUCCACAGUGACUUGAAGCAAGAGACAGGACACAUUUACCUUAUUUACAUUUAACCAAAGCCACAACCUUUCACAAACCAAAGUGCUUUUGUUGCCUGAAGUUGGAGUUAUGCUUCUCCGGGCUGCACAGAGUUGAACGUGCACGGGGAUAUUUAUUUUAUACUUAUAUGUAAUACAUUUACGUUUCUUUUCGUCUCUGUUUUGAACCCGCCGUUCUACAGGAGUUGAUUAAACCAAGCUCCUCUGCGACCUACACCCAUAACACCCCUCUCUGCGUAGGUUUGCAGAGACGUUUACGUGUCUCUUUGGAGAAGCAUAAUUCUAAACUUAACGCACGCUGGAUUCAGGACGUGAACCGCGGUCUCCGGUGUCCUGAACUUUGUCCACCAUCCACCCUGACCACCUCCCUAUGACUUGUGUGUGGUACAAGGAGCACUAGUAUUUCCUUCACUCGAAAAACCAUCGCCCCUGAAUAUAACCCAGAAAGCAAUUACGUUUCCCUUAAAAGUUGUUUGGCAAACUAGUAUAUAUAUGUAAUUUCUAUGACACAGGGUUGCUCGCUUCGUUCUGUCACCUCGACUCAGAGACCAAGACAAGGCUCUGCUACCUAAAAAAUAACAAAACACAAACACAGAUUUUGUCAAAAUGACGGAUAGUAGACGAAUAUCGGCCCUUUCGUGCAAAAAAAUAUGUGGUUGCAGGUGUGAUAUGUAACAAGGCAUCCUGAUCUGAGAAAAUAAUUCUUGAGGUGGAGGUGAAGAACACCACGUGGUGAGGAUGAACUCAGACAGCUAAAAGCCUCAUAUUAUCUUCAGCUGUAUUUCACAGAAGAGGACUGUUGAUUUUGUCCUCAUCUUUUACAGUGUAGUUGUGUUACAGAAAGAUCACUUCACAGCCUGUAUGGACAGCGGGAAUGAUUACAGACACCAACACAUCUUGAUAUAUAGAUGGGCAUGUGAGUAUUGAAUUAAGAUAAGAAAAGAUUUUUAAAAAUCCUGUCUGAAAUGUGCAUGUUGAUCAUUGAUCUUUACUUGGCUGUAGUUAUUGAUUAGCAUAUGAUACACAUGUGUAGUAGAGUCUGUAUAAAUGUUACAGCUGUUGUUUCUUCGGUACUCUGUUGACUAAUAGUAGUGAUUGAAUCAUGUUCACUUCUCUUGCUCAGAGUGUAGAGUUUAAACUAUACAGUAGGGUGGUGUGAACUUACAGACUAGAUAACUCUCGAUGUAUGUAAUGAUAUUUAUGAAUACCAAGUGUCUGAUUCAUUCUCUUUCUGCAUGUGUAAAGAGAUAUGUGGUUGUAUAACAAUGAUUUGAAUGCCUGUAAUUUUAUCUUGUGAACAUUUAUAAUAAACUUUGUGGAUGCAUGGA